CUCGUCUUUAAUUUCCCUCGCCCUGUACGUCAAGAAUAAAUAUGCACAUGGAGACGGACCAAAAUCUCAAAGUCAAAAUCGGUCUAGAAAAUAUGUGAACUUAGGACGCUGAAAUGAAAAGUUAUCUUGUAUUCUUGAUUUGAUUACCUUCACCAACAUGCAUGGCCAUCUGCAUGAUGAUAUACCAGAGUUAUAUUGUUGUGCUUGACUUAUUCUGAUCAACUUACCAGAACUACAAGUUCAACAUCUACAUCCAUCAAUACAGAAUAAUUCAAGAAGAUGGUUGUAGUACCUAAAACACCCACACCAAGCGGUGUGAUUGACGAGGGCUCCCCUUUUAGGAGAUCCUCAAGAUCGCUGCCGUCCGGUGUCUCUGGCAGCGAGCACUUCUAUCACAUCACAUCAUCCGCAGGAGUGCCAUCAUCUCCGAGCACUGUUGUCAGUGAACGGACUUCUACUACCGGUCGAAAAGGACCACAUGACCGUCUAGCUGGUUCCGACCAUGCGCUUAAUACAAGUGCCGGAAGUGUUGACACCAGCACCAGGAGGACAAGAACGACUAGUCGUGACCAUCUUCGUGAUACUAGUAGAAGUGGAAAGCCGAUUACAAGGUCAAGGAUACUUGGAACUGGAGCAACAAGCGGCAAAGGAGGUUGCUGUAGACGUAGAGAUGAUGACCAAACUCAACAAGGUCAAAAUGCUACAACACUUCAGCACAACAUCAAUGGCAUCCUAGCUUACACGCAGACUCCUGCAGCAAGUGUUAGCGGUCUGAUGGGCAGUGCGAAUAUCAUCACGAGUCCACCAGAAAUUCUCACAGCAGUGGAUACGAGUUGUGGGGAUAUCAAGGCAGCCUGUCCACCAGCAUCAGUCAAUAUGUUGAAUACAAGCGUGAUUUCCUCUGACGAAAACAAUCGUGUCGGAGUUUCUGAUCUCUCCCUCAUCUCCAACGGCUCGAUCGCCUCCUUAGCGCCAGACCGCUGUCGCCUGCACAAUGCGCUAGAACGGCUGACAAGUCAGGUGGCGAUGUUGGAGGUCGAGGUCAAUGGCGGAAAAAGCGGGAAUGCGUCUAGGUUUCUGCUCGACGAUGAGGAGGAGAUCAGAGGCGAUGGUCCUCCAGGUGCGGUCACAGAGGUGACGAUCAGACGCCGUCGAGCACGAAGCUCUUUUGCUUUGAGCAGAAAAGAUCGAUCAGAACGAAAAUCUAGACGAGCUCGCUCACAUCAAGAACAAAGUAUUCUGAGCAAUGGCACUUCCAGGAGGGAACCGCGCCGACGACUCGGGAAAGAAGAGUUUCUAGAGGCAUUGGAUAAAACUAGGACAGGGGGUGCUAGAGAUGAGCAACAAGGCAGAUCUCGGAUUGGAUCAUCGGAAGUAGAAGGACGCAGUCGAAGCAGUACGGAAGAGGAUGGCGUUUGGGGUACUUCGAUUUGUCACUCACGAGCGACCCCAUUGAUUUGAUUUUGAUGAGUUUACAUGGAUUCACUGCAACAAACUAGCUUCAUCUAUUGAUGCUAUGUAUUAAAUAGCAACUUUUUUAACCGACUCGCAUUUUUUGACUUCGAAUUCGAUCUAUCUUCAACCUCGUCCCUCAGGUGACCAAUCGAAACUACACGCCAGAAAGCAAAAAAGCGGCCGUGUAACCCAAGAAUCCUCUAAGUUGUCUACUGCGAUCCCGAGUAGCUCUGUCGCAGCUUCUCCCGAUGAAGAUCAGCAUAGUCAUGGUUUCGACGCACCAGGACCAGAAGAGCAAGUCGUCUACUAUGCCAGUGAUGCUCUACGUCUGGAGGAUAGAAGUCCAGAUUUUGGCAGUGUUUCGGAGAGAACAGUGAGGAGAAAAAAAGAUGGAGGAAAAGGUAAGGGACUAGCAACUACAUCACCUUCUAGAAGUACAAGUACUUCUCCACCGCCUACAAGAACUUCUGCGUCGAAGAACAACAGAAAGAGGAAGAUGAAACACUAUGUCUUCGAUGCACGGAAUCUCAUUCAGGAGGACUAUCAUGAUUCCUUUCUUCUAGACGCCAGUGGAGAAUUGGAAGACCUCUCGAAAUCGUCAGGGAGCGCGAUCCUCAUCAAGUCUUCGCUCAACACCUCUAUUUCAUCUACUUCAAGUAGUGCUACGCGAAACGGAAACGUCGAAGACAAAAAUAAGAAGAUCAACGGGAAGGAUAACGAUAAUGCUUCAACAUCUGUUAUCUUCACGGGUGCACUAGAGGAGAAGAUAGAAAACAACUCGCCACCGAGAAAGCAAAGCGAGAGUGGAGUACAGGCAGAACAAGUGGAACAGCAACACGCAGCGGCAGCCAUUGUCUUGGCAGAUGAAGCUCCGGUCUUGUCUUCGCCGUCGAAAAUAAUAGAGGACAAGACCAGUGUUGACAAGAAAGCAAGUUCAUCUCACAACGAUCUCUCAGUCGCAUUGACAUCUCCGCCCAAAGAAGGUGUAAAAGCGGAAACGGUGGAGAGCAGAAAGCAAGUCUCUGUCGUAAGCGAAGUCCAUCGACUUGAACAAGCUCAGCUAGUAGCAAACGAGGAGCGUGAUCGUGACGUCAUACUCAAGAAGAAUGAUGCUAAGACCGAAAAGUCCUCUACUAGAAAAAGAAAAACUUCCUCAGAUAGUCUAGAAGACGAUUUGUUUGCAGAUCUUUGCCAUGCCCCGUCUGAAGGCGUGUGCUCUACCAGAGUGCCAUCAUCUGCGGUUUCCUCAUCAACGUCGCUUCCUAGUGCUACGAGCAGUACGCUCGCAAGCUGUACUAGCGUAGGUCUUGAAAACAUCAGUCACGAAUCUGCGACAAUGACAAGGCAGAGUAGAAAUAGUACUAGAAGUAUAGCACAAGAACCAACAAGGGCCUGCCCUCUGACACCCUCUCCUUUGAAGACUCAGAUGCAACCACCAUCGGUCACCGAUGACCUCUUCAGCACCCUGGAAACUUCUAAGGAGGCAAAAAAGGAAGACCUUGCGUUUCUGGCUGCUGGACCUACAAUAUCACCUGGAGUGCUAGCAGAUAUCCUAUUCGACGAAGGAAUGCCAGCUAGGAGUGAAAGCACUAGGGCAGAAGAUACUCCAGGAUGGAUGGGUACUUCUUCUUCCCAUAGAAAGUUUCGCGUCUAACUCAUAUCUGCUCUGAGGAUUUUUUCAGACACAGUUUUUUCCGUUGUUGAAGAAGAAGAUGAGUUUUCAAUUGCUGCAUUUACUUAUUAAAUUACUCACGUGGCUAUCAUGUUCUUCCUUAAAAAACUGACAGGUCGCAAUUCCUCUCUUCUGAUCACUGACGAGCCCAAAGAAAACGGUACCACCAGCAACCCAGCAACCGACAUGGUUCCACCUGUCACACUCACACAAUUGGUCUUUGCUUCCGACCAUGUGCAGAUUUUAGACCGCUCAGGUGCAAAGCAUUCGGAUAUGGCUGACACCUCGCAGACGCGGAGCCAAAUCGGCUUUUCCCCAGUGGGUGAUACAGGUAGAUCCUCCUCAACAUCAUCUUUUCUGGAUGCCAUAGAGCCGGCUGCACGGGAUACCAUUCGCCCUGCACGACUAGGACUGCCAGAGAUUGAUCUGCGAGGGCUGGAGACUAGUUUCUCUGAACAAGAAGGAGGAAAGCAAGAGACUCAAGGAGCAGAACUAGAAGCACUCGCUGUUGCUGCACAAAGUCGCUCGAGUACACGUGAGAUGUCAAGAGCGAAGUCUUCGGAGGAUCAAUCUGCGAUUAAAGAGAAAACUGAAGAUCCAUCACAACUGCUAAAGGAUAAGUCUCUACGACCCUCUACAUCUGUUCUAGUGUCGGCUAUUCCUGUAGAAGACACGACACAAAAAAACAUCACCAUCACCCCGACUCUCCUAAAGACCAACAAGAGCGUCCGAAACGAGACGUACACGAUCACUCCUCCACCUCCUCCUGCUUUCUACAAGGCUGCGAACGACGUUGCAGUGGUCGAUGACUACCAGCCAAAGAAAACUAGUCCUUCCAAAAGCCAUCAAGACGCUGAGGUACUGCGUUCGUAUGGUCUUUCACCAAGUGAGGCUGGUGGCGAGGCCGAACUAGAGGCUUCGUUGCACGACCAAGAAGGAGAGACGAAGAUCGGUUCGAGGUCUUCUGCCCGUUAUCUGCUAGGUACGAAUGAAGAGUCAUCUGAAGCGGAGCAAGAAGCCGUUCCGUUCAUCGCAGAAGAUCAGGUAGUUUCGUCGUGUUCAUCUGCUCGACGAAUCGAGGAGUCAUCUGAAGCGGAGCAAGAAGCCGAUCCGUUCAUCGCAGAAGAUCAGGUAGUUUCGUCGUGUUCAUCUGCUCGACGAGUCGAGGAGUCAUUUGAAGCGGAGCAAAAAGCCGACCCGUUCAUCGCAGAAGAUCAGGUAGUUUCGUCGUGUUCAUCUGCUCGACGAAUCGAGGAGUCAUCUGAAGCGGACGAGCAAGAAGCUGAUCCGUUCAUCGCAGAAGAUCAUGUAGUUUCGUCGUGUUCAUCUGCUCGACGAAUCGAAGUAGUGGAAGACAGUAA
Amoebophrya sp. A25 is the source of this 4488-nucleotide messenger RNA. The record is from the annotation of a GenBank genome assembly. NCBI's taxonomy places the organism in Eukaryota, Dinophyceae, Syndiniales, Amoebophryaceae.